Molecule: messenger RNA, 636 nt
Organism: Necator americanus (New World hookworm)
Lineage: Eukaryota; Metazoa; Nematoda; Chromadorea; Rhabditida; Ancylostomatidae
Exons: 1
Coding region: 1-636 (211 amino acids)
Source: RefSeq, a predicted model, not a curated record
AUGGAUCAAACAGCGCAAAACCGACGACCAGGACAACCUCGAAUUUAUAUUAAUGACGCUGAACGCCAAAGGAGUCACCGCCUUAGAGAGACUUCGCAGCAGCGCAGUAUCCGUUGGCAAGCAAACGCAGAGCAACAACGACGGAGGCGACAGAACGAAAACGAGGAGCAACGUUUGGUCAGACGCUCAGCUAAUGCAGCGCUUCAGGAGAUAUAUAUUCUAGACACUGAAAUGGCUGCCCAACAGCGCCUUGGGAAUAUGCGGAAUUCGGACUGCGACCCUAACCUCAUGCUGUUUUUGAGUGAAUGGUUUGCGCGUAACAAUGUCUACGCUCAAUCGUUUAAAAUGAUGAGCGAAGUGGAGCAAAUGGAAAUAGCGGCAGCCCAGCGAGAAAAUCGGCAAACCAUACCAAUUCGCAUGGUAUUCGAUGACAGCAGAGAGCGGGGUUUUGCAAGAGGAGAGUACGCUAUUCCUACUGCAAACGAAGUAGCAGUCGUAUACGUGGGUGAAGAAAACGACGUUCCUGCAAGAAGGAGUCUUGCGGUCCAUGUUCGACAGGCUGCAGGAUCAAAGUUGAUGAACAUCAGUGACAUAGAUAAACGAUGCGAUCUUCUCACGUAUCCACUGCUCUAUUAA